Siniperca chuatsi (mandarin fish) is the source of this 2226-nucleotide messenger RNA. It is a transcript of the gene clk4a, whose product is annotated as CDC-like kinase 4a. Bases 159 to 1664 code for a protein of 501 amino acids. The record is from RefSeq and is a predicted model, not a curated record. Gene Ontology annotation, cellular component: nucleus. Lineage: Eukaryota; Metazoa; Chordata; Actinopteri; Centrarchiformes; Sinipercidae. Gene Ontology annotation, biological process: regulation of RNA splicing; protein phosphorylation. Gene Ontology annotation, molecular function: protein tyrosine kinase activity; ATP binding. The transcript has 13 exons.
AUUGUGCGUUGCGUCAUGGAAUUUGUUUAAGAACGUUCCAUCGGAUUCUAGAGAAGCUCGCCAUCUUUGAGGACGACGGCAUUUUUCUGUUUCUUUGUUUAUGUGUUUCACAUAACCGAUAAACCUUCUCUUUCGAACCUCAUAAUUGUUAAAGAAAGAUGCGCCACUCAAAGCGAAUGCGCUCACCAGGUGUCUGGCUCGAUGAGUACAGCUGGGAAGAGAGAAUGGAGUGUCGUAAGAGAAAGAAACGAGAUUCACACAGCAGCGAAAGAGAAAAUAAGUCCAGAAGAACUCACAAUCACCAGAAGACAUAUGAGGGGCACUACCUGGAGAACCACAGUUUGAACCAGAGGCUGGACACUCGGGAACGACACACCCAGGAUCACAGUUUGGACAUGGCCUGUGAGGAGGACAGUCGAGAAGCCACCUGCAAGGACAGAGACCGUGACUGGCACCACUACAGCAAGUCGUCCGGUCGCAGCAGGCGAAGCAGACACAAAGACAGAAGGCGAAGACGUAGCCAUUCUCGCCACAAGUCCUCCUCGAGGAGGAGCCAUCACCGCAGGAGCAGGAAAAGAUCCAGGAGUUAUGAGGAUGAUGACGAGGGUCACCUCAUCUAUCACAGUGGAGACAUGCUGAGAGCGAGAUAUGAGAUUGUGUGUACUCUAGGAGAGGGUGCCUUUGGGAAGGUUGUCGAAUGCAUUGAUCACUCUAAUGAUGGAGCUCGAGUGGCUCUGAAGAUCAUUAAAAACAUAGACCGCUACCGUGAGGCAGCUAUGUCUGAGGUAGAGGUGCUUGAACAGUUGAAGUCCCUCGACUCUGAUAAGAGAUAUGCUUGUGUGCACAUGCUGGACUGGUUUGACUACCACGGCCACGUUUGUAUCUCCUUUGAGCUGCUUGGCCUCAGCACCUACGAUUUCCUCAAGGAAAACAACUUCCAGCCUUUCCCCGUAGAACACAUCAGGCACAUGGCGUACCAGAUCAUCCGAGCUGUGCAAUUUAUGCACAAGAACAAGCUGACUCACACAGAUCUGAAGCCAGAGAAUAUUCUCUUCAUUGAUUCAGACUAUGACAUGGAGUACAAUCCUGACAUGAAACGGGAUGAAAGAACAUUGAAGCACCCAGAUGUGAAAAUUGUGGACUUUGGUAACGCCACAUAUGAACAUGAGCACCACACAUCUGUGGUGUCUACACGUCACUACCGUGCUCCUGAAGUCAUUUUAGAUCUCGGCUGGGAUCAUUCCUGUGAUGUCUGGAGUGUAGGCUGUAUACUCAUUGAGUACUACCUUGGAUCUACUCUCUUCCAGACCCAUGACAGUAAAGAGCACCUUGCUAUGAUGGAGAGAGUCCUGGGCCCCAUCCCCACAAACCUCCUACAGAAAACCAAGAAACAGCGGUAUGUUCAUCGGUGCAAGCUCAACUGGGAUGUGCACAGCUCUGCUGGGAGAUAUGUCAGGAAACACUGCAAACCCCUCAAGCAUUACAUGAUGUCUAAGGGCGAAGACCACCAGCAGCUGUUUGACCUGAUUGAGAAGAUGAUGGAGUAUGACCCAGCUAAGCGCCUCAGUCUGGAGCAGGCCCUUCGACAUCCCUUCUUCUCCUGCUACCGCAAGAGCAGCAAAAGUAAUAGCAGCAGAAGCAGCAGUAGCAGCAAAAAAGACUGAACUUCUGAACCUGUAACCUCGGUCAGGGCCUGGCUGUCACCAUGACAUUUAUCAUGGCGCUCAGAGCCAGCCUCUACUUCCUGACUCUCCAGGAGAGGUGUACCUUAACUGACUGUAUCAGUCCACUGCCCUGCUCUGCUGUCCUGUCCUAAGCCAGUGUCUCUUGGUCUCACUCGUCAAGUUAUAUUUUCAUCUGUAGCAUGUUCUCAUGCAUUGAAUCCCCUAGUCAAUUUCUAUUUAUUUGCCAUUGUAAUUUAAUUCGUAGCUUCCAAGCAUAUACUGGUAGAGCUGUAUUUUAUUCAUGAUUAGUACAGUUUUGUCUGUGUUCUCUCUGUGCAUUGUCAAGUGGGUGAUGUGUAAUGUAACAGAUUGAGAAUUGCUUUACCCUGCAUCAGUCUCUCACCAGUAAUAAUUUAUUCAGCAUUGUAGAUAUAAAAAAAAAAGUUAUUGCGGGCAGCAAAUCUUUGUACAUAGAAUUUGUUCAAAUUUCUUUUUUCACUGACUGGUUAUGUAACUUUUGCAGUAUCAUGUACAUUUUCUCAAUAAACGUUAAUAGACGACA